Molecule: messenger RNA, 1209 nt
Organism: Brettanomyces bruxellensis
Lineage: Eukaryota; Fungi; Ascomycota; Pichiomycetes; Pichiales; Pichiaceae
Exons: 1
Coding region: 1-1209 (402 amino acids)
Biological process (GO): nucleoside metabolic process; transmembrane transport
Cellular component (GO): endoplasmic reticulum
Molecular function (GO): catalytic activity
Source: RefSeq, a predicted model, not a curated record
AUGAUAUUUCUCUCUUUUGUUCUGGCUUUCGUUACUGCCGUUCUCGCUAAAAAUGAUAAUAUCACCUACCAUCCGGGUACAGUUGUUGUGAACCACACAACAACUUUUACGGCCCCUUUUCCGGCACAGACAUCUGGCCUUAACAAGGUUUGGUAUGAGGAAAAUGCCAUUCACAGUCCUAAGGUGUUUAUCAUUAACAUGUUCACUCUUGAAAGAGAGCCAUUUUUAGAGACUUACAAUUUUACUCAUAACAUAACUGUUCCUGGCCUUUCUACCAUUUAUCCAACUGUUAAAUGUACCGAGGAUUAUGAUAUGUGUCAAGUCACUACGGGUGAGGGUGAAAUUAAUGCUGCAGUCACUAUUUCAUCCUUGACCAUGAACCCUCUUUUCGACCUUUCACAAACAUUCUUUAUUAUCGCAGGAAUUGCUGGUUGCUCCCCAAGAGUUGCUACUUUAGCAGAUGCAACUUUUUCGAGAUAUAUUAUUCAGAUUUUGGAAUACGAAGUUGAUGCAAGGGAAAUGCCUGAAAACUGGACCACAGGCUACUUCCCAUUCGGCACUGACAACUAUACCGAAUACCCUGAGAAUAUUUAUGGAACUGAAAUCUUUGAAUUGAAUGCAGCUCUAAGAAAUAGAGCUGUUGAGUUGGCCGCAAAAGUCCAUUUAGACAACGGAACUAAGGCAAACGAGGCUUUCAGAGAGACUUAUGAUUAUGCUCCGGCUAAUUCGACCCCUCGGGUCGUGAAAUGCGACUCCUUGACUUCGGAUACUUACUGGUUUGGAGAGGAUCUUGAUGAGUCUUUUGCAAACUAUACCAAACUUAUAACAAAUGGUACUGCCGAAUAUUGUGCCACUCAGCAGGAGGAUAGCGCCACAAUGGAGGCAAUGGUUCGGGCCGCAAGAUUUGGUUUGGUUGAUUUCAGCAGGAUUGUCGUUUUGAGAACCUGCUCUGAUUUCACUUAUUCCGAUGAUUACACUGGAAGAAACACCACUUAUUUCUUUGAUGAUGUGUACCAAGGCGGAAUUUCUGCCUCAUUGACAAAUCUUGUUGUCGCAUCUAGACCUUUGAUUAAGGAUAUCCUAAGGAACUUCGAAGUGUACAACAAUGGGACUUAUGCACCAGAUAACUACAUUGGUGAUUACUUUAACUCUUUGGACUUUGAUCUUGGUAUCAGAACAUGGGGAAGUAGCGAGUGGGGAACUGCUUAA